Molecule: messenger RNA, 4191 nt
Organism: Closterium sp. NIES-65
Lineage: Eukaryota; Viridiplantae; Streptophyta; Zygnematophyceae; Desmidiales; Closteriaceae
Source: the annotation of a GenBank genome assembly
AUGGCUGGAGUUUCGUAUCCAGGAAACAGGGCAGGCCAGGAGAGCAGGGAAGCAGGCCAGAUGGGUCAGGGGCAGGCUAAGAGGGAGGAGGGCUCACCAGGGGGGCAGGCUAAGGCUCGCAAGGGGGCAGGCCAGGGGAUGAGGGGGGCAGAUGAGGGGGUGGAGCAGCAGCCCCUGGCGGCGCUGGCAGUGGCGCAUCAAGGGCGGAGCCACUCGCUGGUUGCUUUUCUUGUGCUCGUUGCAGUCUCCGGGAUAACCCGAGGCGAGGAGUUUUGCGUCCAGAGGAGUGUCGCGAAGGUUCAGGGUUUAAGUCUUUGGCCGGUGAAUGGGUUUUACACAACUAAUAUUCAAGAUCCAGGGUUUAGGGCUCCUGUCGCCAAUUCUUCUUCUCCUCUCCUAUCGAUCCCCUUCCCCCCUCUCUCCGUGUCCCUCCAUCCCCGUCGUCACGAGCCACUGUGCUACCCGUACACCCUCCCUCCCUUCCCCAAGCGGGCGGACGUGCUGGCGGCCAAGAGAGCUCUAUCUAUCCGUUCAUCCCUUCUAUCCGUUCAUCCCUUCUAUCCGUUCAUCCCUUCUACCCGUUCAUCCCUUCUACCCGUUCAUCCCUUCUACCCGUUCAUCCCUUCUACCCGUUCAUCCCUUCUACCCGUUCAUCCCUUCUACGCGUUCAUCCCUUCUACCCCCGUUCAUCCCUUCUACCCGUUCAUCCCUUCUACCCGUUCAUCCCUUCUACCCGUUCAUCCCUUCUACCCGUUCAUCCCUUCUACCCGUUCAUCCCUUCUACCCGUUCAUCCCUUCUACCCGUUCAUCCCUUCUACCCCCGUUCAUCCCUUCUACCCGUUCAUCCCUUCUACCCGUUCAUCCCUUCUACCCGUUCAUCCCUUCUACCCGUUCAUCCCUUCUACCCGUUCAUCCCUUCUACCCGUUCAUCCCUUCUACCCGUUCAUCCCUUCUACCCGUUCAUCCCUUCUACCCGUUCAUCCCUUCUACCCCGUUCAUCCCUUCUACCCGUUCAUCCCUUCUACCCGUUCAUCCCUUCUACCCGUUCAUCCCUUCUACCCGUUCAUCCCUUCUACCCGUUCAUCCCUUCUACCCGUUCAUCCCUUCUACCCGUUCAUCCCUUCUACCCGUUCAUCCCUUCUACCCGUUCAUCCCUUCUACCCCCGUUCAUCCCUUCUACCCGUUCAUCCCUUCUACCCGUUCAUCCCUUCUACCCGUUCAUCCCUUCUACCCGUUCAUCCCUUCUACCUGUUCAUCCCUUCUACCCGUUCAUCCCUUCUACCCGUUCAUCCCUUCUACCCGUUCAUCCCUUCUACCCGUUCAAUCCCUUCUACCCGUUCAUCCCUUCUACCCCCGUUCAUCCCUUCUACCCGUUCAUCCCUUCUACCCGUUCAUCCCUUCUACCCGUUCAUCCCUUCUACCCGUUCAUCCCUUCUACCCGUUCAUCCCUUCUACCCGUUCAUCCCUUCUACCCGUUCAUCCCUUCUACCCGUUCAUCCCUUCUACCCGUUCAUCCCUUCUACGCGUUCAUCCCUUCUACCCCGUUCAUCCCUUCUACCCGUUCAUCCCUUCUACCGUCCCGUUCAUCCCUUCUACCCGUUCAUCCCUUCUACCCGUUCAUCCCUUCUACCCGUUCAUCCCUUCUACGCGUUCAUCCCUUCUACCCGUUCAUCCCUUCUACCCGUUCAUCCCUUCUACCCGUUCAUCCCUUCUACCCCCGUUCAUCCCUUCUACCCGUUCAUCCCUUCUACCCGUUCAUCCCUUCUACCCGUUCAUCCCUUCUACCCGUUCAUCCCUUCUCCCCAUUCAUCCUUUCUACCCGUUCAUCCCUUCUACCCGUUCAUCCCUUCUACCCGUUCAUCCCUUCUACCCGUUCAUCCCUUCUACCCGUUCAUCCCUUCUACCCGUUCAUCCCUUCUACCCGUUCAUCCCUUCUACCCCCGUUCAUCCCUUCUACCCGUUCAUCCCUUCUACCCGUUCAUCCCUUCUACCCGUUCAUCCCUUCUACCCGUUCAUCCCUUCUACCUGUUCAUCCUUUCUACCCAUUCAUCCCUUCUCCCCGUUCAUCCCUUCUACCCGUUCAUCCCUUCUACCCGUUCAUCCCUUCUACCCGUUCAUCCCUUCUACCCGUUCAUCCCUUCUACCCCCGUUCAUCCCUUCUACCCGUUCAUCCCUUCUACCCGUUCAUCCCUUCUACCCGUUCAUCCCUUCUACCCGUUCAUCUCUUCUACCCGUUCAUCCCUUCUACCCGUUCAUCCCUUCUACCCGUUCAUCCCUUCUACCCGUUCAUCCCUUCUACCCGUUCAUCCCUUCUACCCGUUCAUCCCUUCUACCCGUUCAUCCCUUCUACCCGUUCAUCCCUUCUACCCGUUCAUCCCUUCUACGCGUUCAUCCCUUCUACCCGUUCAUCCCUUCUACCCGUUCAUCCCUUCUACCCGUUCAUCCCUUCUACCCGUUCAUCCCUUCUACCCCCGUUCAUCCCUUCUACCCGUUCAUCCCUUCUACCCGUUCAUCCCUUCUACCCGUUCAUCCCUUCUACCCGUUCAUCCCUUCUACCCCCGCAUCCCUUCUACCCGUUCAUCCCUUCUACCCGUUCAUCCCUUCUACCCGUUCAUCCCUUCUACCCGUUCAUCCCUUCUACCCGUUCAUCCCUUCUACCCGUUCAUCCCUUCUACCCGUUCAUCCCUUCUACCCGUUCAUCCCUUCUACCCGUUCAUCCCUUCUACCCGUUCAUCCCUUCUACCCGUUCAUCCCUUCUACCCGUUCAUCCCUUCUACCCGUUCAUCCCUUCUACCCGUUCAUCCCUUCUACCCGUUCAUCCCUUCUACCCGUUCAUCCCUUCUACCCGUUCAUCCCUUCUACCCGUUCAUCCCUUCUACCCGUUCAUCCCUUCUACCCGUUCAUCCCUUCUACCCGUUCAUCCCUUCUACCCGUUCAUCCCUUCUACCCGUUCAUCCCUUCUCCCCAUUCAUCCUUUCUACCCAUUCAUCCCUUCUCCCCAUUCAUCCCUUCUCCCCCCCUCCCUCCCAACCCCUCCCCCCCCCCCCCCACCAUCCCCUGUCGUCUCCCUCGCAGCUGCGGGACAGCAAGCGGGCAAGUGUGCUGGCGGCCAAGCGGGCACUCUCUGCUUCCUCCACGCCGCCCCGCGUCGUGCUGCUGAUUGGUUUAUCUCGCCAGGUGGACGUGGCUCACCUGGCAGAUACGUUCGUUGAGGCAUGCGCUGCUUCAGGUGCCACUCAGUCUGCAGGCGCCCAAGCAGCAGCAGGGCAGGGAAUGGAGGUGGAAGGGGGCCAUGUGGAGGGCAGUGUGAAGGCUCAGGGAGUGGGGGGGGUGCGCCUGGUGGCUCUGUCCAAGCUCAGGGCGCGCUUUGCUGUCGUGCCGUGUCCUCCAGGGGAUCUUCUGCGAUGCCUCGAGCUCAUCAAGAUCGCAGACGUGGUAAUCUUCGCAUCUACAAUCGCCCCCAUCGACCCCCUCCCUCCCACCACUCCGUCAGCCCUCUCCACCUCCUCGCUCCACACCCAUGCCACCUCACACUCCCACACUCACUCCCUGCGCACCACUACCACCAACAAAUCCUCUGCCUCCGCCUCCUCCCCUUCGUCUGCGGCCUACAUUGACGACUGGGGCCGCUCAGCCCUCUCUGUGGCCCGGGCGCAGGGCCUGCCACUCCAGGUCGCCCUCGCUUCCAGCCUCUCCUCUCCGGCUUUUGCUGCCUCCUCCUCUUCCCUCGCCGCCUCCUCGCUUGCUCCAUCCUCCUCUGCAUCUGCUCUUUUUAGAGAUUCGAUGCUCCCGUUGAGUCAGCAGCAGCAGCAGGGCCAGCAGAAGGCAGGGGGUGGGGAGGGGAAGAGGCACGGGGAGCAGAGGAAGGGCGCUCUGGCGGUGCUGGGAGGGGAGUUUCCUAAAGGCACUUGCCAUGUGUUUGGAGUCGACUCUCUUACUGAGAUGGCACCGGUGGUGCGGCACAUAGCGGAGCAUCGUCCCGUCACUCCUGGCUGGCGCACUCACCGCCCGUACCUCGUGGCACACAAUUUUGACUUUAUCCCCGGCGCAGCCGACACAGGCGCUGCAGCAGCCACUGGCACGUUGCGAGUGGUGGGCUACGUGCGUGGCCACGGGAUCAACGUGAACCAGCUGGUGAGGAGAGUCAGUGCUUGCCAUGUAGAAGAGCAGCAGCAGGAGGGGAUGUCUUAG